UUGAAAUCAAACAGGCCAGAAUCACGGACGCAGACGAGAACGCGUCGUCCUUUUGAUAAUAAAUAUACGUAUUUAUGAAUCUUCUCGUUAUUAAAUGUAAAAUACGUCGAGUUUAGUUUAUAGUGACGGAUUUGCAACACGAAGGAAGCGAGAUUAUUGUGCAAUAUAGAGUUUUGAGGAGGUUUUGUUGGCGGUAACGUUAGCGGCUAACUGGAGGAUAUGGAUUCUACUCCAAGAACUAAUUCAAGCCGAGAUCUAACGUUAAAGGUUCAGCGACCUGAAAAUGAAAAGAUUUGUGCCAGCGGGCCAAAAAGAGUUCCAGUGACCCAGAGCAGCCUGAAGCCCGUGCCCACUCCUCAAGCGUGUGUUUUGGGCACGACACGUGGCCCCCAGCGUGUUCAGCGACCUGCAAGUCAGCCGAAGCCUGCUGGGCCAUCGGUCCCUGUGAAAACUCGCUGCCCCGGAGACCAGAACAUCAACCCGGACCAGCUUAAAACACAGACGCAACAUAAACCAAUACAGAGCCAACCCAAGCCAAACUCCACCAACAGUGUUCCUGCAGUCGAACCCGGUAAACAGGAGAAACCUCAACAAACGCCUACCAAUGGACUUUCCAGUAGUUCAAAAAAAGCCUGGAGUUUAGAGAACUUUGAUAUCGGACGAGCUCUUGGCAAAGGCAAGUUUGGGAGCGUGUAUCUGGCCAGGGAACGUCAGACCAAGUUUAUUCUGGCUCUGAAGGUUCUGUUUAAAAAGCAGCUGGAGAAAGCCGGCGUGGAGCAUCAGCUCCGGAGGGAGGUGGAGAUCCAGUCUCAUCUCAGACAUCCCAACAUCCUGCGUCUCUAUGGUUACUUUCACGACGCUGCUCGUGUCUAUCUCAUCUUGGAGUUUGCCCCUAAAGGAGAGCUGUAUGGUGAGCUCCAGCGCUGCGGGACUUUUGAUGAUCAGCGCAGUGCCACGUAUAUAAUGGAGCUCGCUGAUGCUCUGAACUACUGCCACUCAAAGAACGUCAUCCACAGAGACAUUAAACCUGAGAACCUGCUGCUGGGAGCCAAUGGGGAGCUGAAGAUUGCAGACUUCGGUUGGUCUGUCCACACCCCGUCCUCAAGGAGGUCGACACUCUGUGGAACGCUGGAUUAUCUUCCUCCAGAGAUGAUCGAAGGGAAAACGCACGAUGAAAAAGUGGAUCUGUGGAGUCUGGGUGUUCUUUGCUACGAGUUUCUGGUUGGUCGGCCACCUUUUGAAACCAAGAGCCAUGAAGAGACGUACCGCAAGAUUUCAAGGGUGGAAUUUACAUAUCCAGCUCAUGUGAGCGAAGGCACCAGAGAUCUGAUCAAUAGACUACUAAAGCACAACCCAAUGCACAGACUUCCCAUCCGGCAAGUUCUGGUUCAUCCCUGGGUUGUGGAGAACUCUGUCAAAAAGCCGACCACCCGCACAGCCGAGCAGUGAGCAAUGCUGCGGUGGUGUUGUGAAACUCUUUGGUCAGAAUGAUAUCUUUCCAGCAGCAAUUUCUUUCUUUCCGGUCACCCUUUGGAGAAACUAUCUUGUAUGUUUUUACGUGUUGUCUUCAUGUGCUGCAAUUUACAUGUCAUUUGUAAAUAUUUAAAUGUUUAAUAAGACAUGCAUUGUAAAGUUUUAACAGUUCUUUGAAACAAUAAAUGUUAUUAUUCUGUUGUGACUUGA
Molecule: messenger RNA, 1683 nt
Organism: Triplophysa dalaica
Lineage: Eukaryota; Metazoa; Chordata; Actinopteri; Cypriniformes; Nemacheilidae
Gene: aurka
Product: aurora kinase A
Exons: 9
Coding region: 220-1449 (409 amino acids)
Biological process (GO): mitotic spindle organization; mitotic centrosome separation; centrosome cycle
Cellular component (GO): chromosome passenger complex; spindle midzone; spindle microtubule
Molecular function (GO): ATP binding; protein kinase activity
Source: RefSeq, a predicted model, not a curated record